Molecule: messenger RNA, 755 nt
Organism: Osmerus eperlanus (European smelt)
Lineage: Eukaryota; Metazoa; Chordata; Actinopteri; Osmeriformes; Osmeridae
Product: exocyst complex component 4-like
Exons: 5
Biological process (GO): exocytosis; Golgi to plasma membrane transport; chemical synaptic transmission
Cellular component (GO): synapse; exocyst; growth cone membrane
Source: RefSeq, a predicted model, not a curated record
GACAUUAGCUUGAUGGUCUUUCCAUGCUGUGUGCAGGUUCAUCCAGGAGACAGAGAUGAACAUGGGCCUGAGUCCCACCAAGCAGUCCAGCUCGCACCUUCCUCACCUACUACAUCAACGACCCUCUUUCUGCACCAGGUGCGGACUGAGAUCAACAAGGAGAUGGAGGCGGUGAGCAAGACCUCAGGACCCUCUCAAGAUCCUGGCACAGUGCUGACACCAUGAAGGUGCUGGGGGUGCAGAGGCCCCUGCUGCAGAGCACAGUGGUGGUGGAGAAGUCCAUGCAGGACCUGAUGAGUCUGAUGCAGGACUUGAGCGCCUACUCCAACCAGUUCCUGGAGAUGGUCUGUGACAAGCUGAAGGAGUACAAGGAGAUCUGCAACGCGGCCUACAGGGCUAUAGUCCAGUGUGAGGAGAAGCUCACCAUCAGUGCCUCCUGGUCUAAGGAUGAGGACAUCAGCCGGCUGCUGCAGUCUCUGCCUAACUGGGCCAACAUGACCCAGCCCAGACAACUGAGACCCAAGAGGGAGGAGGAGGAAGACUUCACCAGGGCGGCCUUUGCUAAGGAGUCGGAGGUCCUGACAGGGAACCUGGGUGACAAGCUGAUCCCCCAGGGUGAGAUCCUGAGAGACGUGAGCGACCUGAAGGCCCUGGCCAACCUGCAGGAGAGCAUGGAGUGGCUGGCAGGCCGGCUCAAGACCUUCUUCUCCAGCCUGCCCCACAGCACCAGUGAGUCCAUCUGUGUGUGUGUGUGU